Molecule: messenger RNA, 1290 nt
Organism: Didymosphaeria variabile
Lineage: Eukaryota; Fungi; Ascomycota; Dothideomycetes; Pleosporales; Didymosphaeriaceae
Exons: 3
Coding region: 1-1290 (429 amino acids)
Biological process (GO): medium-chain fatty acid biosynthetic process; medium-chain fatty acid catabolic process
Molecular function (GO): monoacylglycerol lipase activity; acetylesterase activity
Source: RefSeq, a predicted model, not a curated record
AUGUCGUUCCUCUUCGGCCACGCCAAAACUUCGUACACCCACCACGAAACUCCGAUAACCCUUCCCACCAGAUCCGGAUCCAAGACCUCUUUCGCCGACCUGAUAAAGGUUGCCACUCCACCAUGUCGACUGAACCCCCUCCUCUUCAAUGGCCACCUCCAAACAAUGUGGACGGCCGUGAAAGAUGACGGCCCCCCGGUGUAUUACAAGCGCAAGAUCUACGAGUCAACACACUCGGUUUACCCAGGCCAAUUCACUGUUGAUUUUGUUGUUUCGAAAGAAGAGGGCCUUGCUAGCAAGCUUGAUGACGAGCUACCCGAGAGGACUACGUUCUAUUCCGAGGAAUAUUGGACUGCUGUGGGGAGCGAUGAUAAGAAGCCCAUGUUGGUGUGCUUACACGGUCUGAGCGGUGGCUCACACGAAGUCUACCUCCGACAGUGCGUAGCUCCCAUCACGGCCUCAGGCUGGGAAGCUUGCGUGGUCAAUGGAAGGGGUUGCGCGCUGUCGAAGAUCACAACGCCGAGAUUGUUCAAUGCAAGGGCAACGUGGGAUGUGAGACAGCUGGUUGAGCAUUUAAGGGAGCUGUUCCCUAAUCGUCCACUUUACGCCAUCGGGUUUUCCUUAGGCGCGAAUAUUCUGACCAACUAUGUGGCUGAAGAGGGCGAGACGUGCGUGUUGAAAGCCGCUGUUGCAUGCUCCAACCCAUGGAAUCUCGAGAUCGCCAACGUAGCACUCCAGAGAAGCUGGCUAGGACUAAGCGUCUACAGCACAGUCAUGGGAGGCAACUUGAAGAAGCUGUAUGAACGGCACCGCACUGAUCUUCUCGAAGCUGAGGGACUCAAUGAUGAGAAGAUCAUGAAGUGCAAGUACUUGCACGAAUUCGACAGAGCGGUUCAAGCACCAACAUGGGGAUAUCCAACAGAGACUGCCUACUAUCGCGAUGCACAAUCAGCUGAUGCAGUUGUUGCUAUUAAGAUUCCGUUCCUUGCUAUCAACGCAGAAGAUGAUCCGAUAUCCAGCAUGGAAGCGAUACCCUACGAAGAGUUCAAACAGAACCCGUAUACUGUCCUCUGCUGCACUAACUGGGGCGGACACUUGAGCUGGUUCCAGUUCGGAGGUAAAAGAUGGUUUGCGGACGCCGCUGUCGCGUUUCUCACCAAGCUGCAUGAUGAGGUGGAUAUAGAUGCAUUGCCGGCGGGCAAGAAAGUAGAGGCGAACGGCGAGGUGCCCACCAAGAAGUAUCCCAUUUUCGACCCGUGUAAUAGGAGGUUGGUAUUGCCGCCAAAAUAG